This is a messenger RNA of Annulohypoxylon truncatum, 1668 nucleotides long. RefSeq lists its product as uncharacterized. The transcript has 3 exons. The coding region runs from base 331 to 1248 and encodes 305 amino acids. NCBI's taxonomy places the organism in Eukaryota, Fungi, Ascomycota, Sordariomycetes, Xylariales, Hypoxylaceae. The record is from RefSeq and is a predicted model, not a curated record. Gene Ontology annotation, molecular function: DNA binding, bending.
GGAUUCCAGCCUCGUUUCUCGUGCUACGGUACUCCAACUUAUUUAGGCUUAUGACUUAUGUAACUCGAUUAAUUCGUCGCGCGUCUCGGUGUUGCUGCUGAUUUAUUUUUCUUCAAACAUCAUCAUCAUUGCCAUUGACGACCUCACUGUUCGAUGUUCAUCAUACUACACGAAGGUACACUCUACCGCGCCUUCUAAGAAUUCGCGUUUUUUAUUAUUAUCUUUAAAUUCACAGCUUAUAGUCGAAUUGUUCCUAUUCACUAUUCAUCAGACCUCUUGCCUACGACGAGGAGCAAACGUGACUGAUUGCAGUCGCACUCCUUCGUGACAAUGGCACCGCAAAAUUUGAACCCGCCUUCUCUCCCUCCUACCGUCGAGGAAGCCUACCGUCGCAAGUGUAUUCAGCUCAAAGAGCGCACCAAGGAGAUUGAAGAAGAGGCCAAGGCUUAUCAACUGCGACUAAGCCGACUCCAACGUCAAGUCCAGAAGCUCCGUCUUGAACGCGCAUUUCUGCUCGAGCAGGUUGCCAAGCGCACAAGCACUAAUGUCGAGGAUUCUGAGGGCAGCCCCAGCCCUCCUCCCACCCCCAAGGAUAAGCCGCUCCGAACGAAGCGUGGGCAUAGGAAGCCCUCUCUGCUUCCCGUUUCCGAGCCGGGUACCAAUCCCAGCGCCACUUUUAUCAGCCAGAACUUGACGACACUUUCACCCAGCUCCGACGCCUUCUCUCACUCGCAGCUCGACACACAGAAGGAACACGGCCGCGGCGGAACCAACGGCGUCGCCAAGCGACCGAAGCGCCCCAGCAACGCCUUCGAGAUCUACUGUAACGACACGCGACCCAUCCUCCAAGCCCAGAACAAGGAGAAGAUCGCGGCGGGCGAGUUCCGACUUGAAGAGGAGCUCGCCCGAGGCUGGAAGGAUCUGCCCGAGAAAGAGAAGGAAGAGUUUCAGAUCCGUUACGAGCAGGAAUUGGCCCAAUACAAGGAGGCCGUCGAAGAGUUCAAACGCGGCAAUAAGGACGUCGCGGCUCGUGAGCGCUCACGCGGAAGGGAUAGCCUUGCUGGCGGCAGCAAAAGUAGUCGAGGCGGAGCGGGAGCACGCUCGGCUCGGUUUGAGGAGGUCCAAGACGAGGAUAUGGACGAGGAUCAAGACGUCGAGAUGGCGGAGCCUGGUGACGCUGAGCCUGCCGGCGAUCAGGACACAGACCCGGAGACCGAGGUCGAAGAGAACGACGGUGUGGUCGACUAGGAGUAGGGCCCUGAUUAUCCGUGUUGCUUGAUGUAGCCCCAUGACCCAACGACUCCAUGCGACGACUCCGAACCUGAAAACUACACUCACACAUAUAAUAAUCUCGCCACAGAAUAAAGGGGCAUAUGUUGCCCUACCUAUCCCUCGACCUCUAGCAUACGGAGAACGGAAAACGGAGAAGGAAAAACUCGCUGUUUUUGCUUAGCACCGCGAAUGAAAUUCGGGGUUGGGGAACGGUCGGAUCGGAAUGACGUUCUACGAUCCUACCAAAAGAGCAGGCGUUACGGAAUUUGGACUUUUGCGUGUACACUACGAAACUGGGUAGCUAGGAAGCUACGGUAAUCAGUCAGGGAAGGUCCUGUUGCCUCUAGACGGCAUAGGAUCACUUUAGAUACGACUAAAACGCGAUGAUUUUCUACG